Molecule: messenger RNA, 175 nt
Organism: Durusdinium trenchii
Lineage: Eukaryota; Dinophyceae; Suessiales; Symbiodiniaceae
Source: the annotation of a GenBank genome assembly
AUGGCGAAGCACGGCUUCCUGUGGCUGGCGGCGCUGGUGACCACGGCACGGAGCUUCCCCUCCUUCCGGCACCACGUGCCCAACGGCCUCCGAGUGCCGUGCCCCAGCGGCGCCACGGGAUGCGACCUGGGCGAUGCCAGUCUGGGUGAGCCGGACUCGGUGUGCCGUGGCUUAG